AGGUCUAACGCGUCCCUUCAAUUUGAGACUUUCCAACAGAAAAACCAGCAGGCCUCCCUCUCUCCUUCCCGGCUCCCUCCCUGCCUCACUCCUUUUAUCUCGCUCUUUUCCCAUUUCGUGACGAAUGUAUUCCCGGAAGGAAAUAAAGAAAGAGCGGAGAAAAGAAGGAAUACAAUCAAUGCCCCAACCGCAAAUUAGGAAAAUUUCCCCAUGACUCUUUCUUCUUGAACCUCUGUUUCUCUACAUGACCGCCAUAAUUUUAAUAUCUGAAUCUUUCUUCUUGUAAUUCCUCGACUUUGAUUUCGUCUAUUUGAUCUCUUUUAUUUCUUCGGUAUCUCCUUACGAAGAUCUUUCCUAUUGAGGUUUCCUUUUAAUAGCUGUCUAGAUAAUCUGCCACUCUGUUCUAUUGGUUUUCAUAUUGGUGGCUUAGUUUCAUACACCUAAGCCCCAAUUGCUUUCUAGUUGGUUUUUAUGAAGCUUGCGUUUUUUUAUGCUUUUCGCUUCGAUAUCAGGCACCCAUUUGGAGAAAAAGGGAUGGAGCUUAGGAUUUCAAUUGUAUGUGAAUAGUAGUCAGUAGUAAUAAAAUAAGAUGGGAAAUAUAUGUGUGGGGUCGAAAGCUUCUUCCAAGUACGGACUCCUCAAUUCGAUUUCGAAUUCUAUUUGGUGGUCUAGAUCCCCAGACUGCAUUGCUUCUACCAACGGAAUAACCAGUGCACCUUCUGUAAAUAAAGAACCAGAAUCCCCUUUACCUGUUGCACAGAACAAACCCCCAGAAAUGGUGAAGAUGGUCGAUGAUGAGACUGAAUUGGCACGGCCGCUAAAACAUGAGAAGGAGAAUAGGUUGGCAAAAUCCGAAAACCAGGACGGAAAUACUAAUGAAACGUUGGAUCCAAUGAGACACAAGGAAGAGACUGUUAAACCUACACAGCCGGCAAGACCAAAGGAGGAGGAGCAGGAGGUUACUGAUAAGCAAUCAAGGCCGAGGAAUAAACCUUUUAAUGUGAAGAGGUUGCCGAGUGCGGGGCUUCAGGCUGGGUCGGUGUUGCAAACAAAGACGGGUCAUUUGAAGGAGCACUAUAACUUGGGAGCGAAGCUUGGACACGGGCAAUUCGGGACGACUUUUCUUUGCGUGGAGAGGGCGACCGGGAAAGAGUUCGCGUGCAAAUCCAUUGCCAAGAGGAAGUUGUUGACGAAAGAAGAUGUGGAGGACGUGAGGAGGGAGAUUCAGAUAAUGCAUCACUUGGCGGGACAGCCUAAUAUAGUCUCAAUCAGAGGGGCUUAUGAGGACGCUGUUGCAGUUCAUGUUGUAAUGGAGUUGUGUGCAGGGGGUGAGCUUUUCGAUAGGAUCAUUCAGCGGGGGCAUUAUACAGAAAGAAAGGCAGCUCAGCUCACUAGGACUAUAGUUGGCGUCAUAGAAGCUUGCCACUCUUUGGGGGUCAUGCAUCGCGAUCUUAAGCCUGAGAAUUUUCUUUUUGUCAAUGAGCAGGAGGAUUCGUCUCUCAAGGCCAUAGAUUUUGGAUUGUCGGUAUUCUUCAAGCCAGGAGAGAUAUUCGGUGAUGUGGUUGGAAGCCCAUAUUAUGUUGCCCCUGAAGUUUUGUGUAAGCAUUAUGGUCCAGCAGCAGAUGUUUGGAGUGCUGGAGUGAUCCUUUACAUUCUUUUAAGUGGAGUACCUCCAUUUUGGGCUGAAAGCGAGCACGAGAUCUUUGAAGAGGUUUUGCAUGGUGAUCUUGACUUCUCAUCAGAUCCCUGGCCUAAUAUCUCUAAGAAUGCGAAAGAUUUAGUUAGGAAGAUGCUUGUCAGAGACCCAAGAAAGCGGAUAUCUGCACAUGAAGUUUUGUGCGACCCUUGGAUUCAGGUUGAUGGGGUGGCUCCUGACAAGCCUCUUGAUUUCGCUGUCUUGAGUCGCUUAAAGCAGUUUUCUGCAAUGAACAAACUUAAGAAAAUGGCUAUUAGAGUUAUUGCACAGCACCUCUCUGAGGAAGAAAUUGCAGGUUUAAAAGAAAUGUUUAAGGUGAUAGACGCUGACAGCAGUGGUCAAAUUACCUUUGAAGAACUCAAAGUUGGACUAAAAAGAUUUGGUGCCAAUCUCAAUGAGUCUGAAAUAUAUGAUCUCAUGCGGGCAGCUGAUGUUGAUAACAGUGGCACAAUUGAUUAUGGAGAGUUCAUUGCUGCUACAUUGCAUUUAAACAAAAUUGAGAGGGAAGAUCAUCUAUUUGCAGCAUUUUCAUAUUUUGACAAAGACAGCAGUGGCUAUAUCACUAAAGAUGAGCUUCAACAGGCCUGCAAGGAGUUCGGCAUUGAGGACACCCACUUGGAAGAAAUGAUCCGAGAAGCAGAUCAGGAUAAUGAUGGACGAAUAGAUUACAAUGAGUUUGUAGCCAUGAUGCAGAAAGGCAACCCCAGUUUGGGUAAGAAGGAUCUAAAGUGUAGUUUUAGCAUUGGAUUUAGGGAGGCUCUUCCUGUUUAUUGAGAGAGUGAGGCCUUCUGUUUCUUUUUCUUUUUUUCUCUUUGAUUUUGUAUUCUAAUUUUUGAGGUUUAAGAGGAUGAUCAAGUGCUGGUAAAUAGUAGAUGCUUGAUUCCUUACUUGUCAACAUGUUGAAUUUGCUCAAUAAUAGUUGCAGUUGAUGAUUAUUAUUAUGCC
This is a messenger RNA of Juglans regia (Persian walnut), 2641 nucleotides long. Its product is annotated as calcium-dependent protein kinase 26-like. Gene Ontology annotation, molecular function: calcium/calmodulin-dependent protein kinase activity; calcium-dependent protein serine/threonine kinase activity; ATP binding. Bases 590 to 2470 code for a protein of 626 amino acids. The record is from RefSeq and is a predicted model, not a curated record. Gene Ontology annotation, biological process: peptidyl-serine phosphorylation; intracellular signal transduction; protein autophosphorylation. Gene Ontology annotation, cellular component: cytoplasm; nucleus. NCBI's taxonomy places the organism in Eukaryota, Viridiplantae, Streptophyta, Magnoliopsida, Fagales, Juglandaceae. The transcript has 7 exons.